CCCUCUAUGUCCAUUUGCAUUUCUGCUUGUUUCUCAACUAACAUCGUUAUUCAGUGAAGAAGAAAGAAACUCCAAAUGAUUGUUAUCCGUUCUGCUUCGAUGCUCCAUCUCCAAAAUCUCCCACUUCGCUACCAAUUCUUCUCUCACUUCACCCAUGCUUACUCCUCUCUUCGCAAUGCCACCUCGCCUUCUCUAUUCAACUUCAAACCUCGCUUCAUUCCUCUAACCCUUCCACGCCAAACGCAGUCACGGCUUGUUGCUUCUUCUUCUUCUUCUUCACCAGAAGCUUCUUCCAAUGGCAGAGACACUUUCUUUGCUGAAGAACACGUUCUCUGGAGUUCACUCGGGCUCUCUGAUACCCUUUCUCGAGGUCUCUCUGACAUUGGCUUCAAAAGACCCUCUCUCGUUCAGGCUUCUUCGAUACCGUCUGUGCUGUCAGGGAAAGAUGUGGUCAUUGCAGCGGAGACCGGCAGUGGUAAGACAUACAGUUACCUGGCUCCUCUUAUUGAUAAGCUAGCCCAGGAACAUUCUCCACAUGCUGUACCUGACCAAGAUGGGUUUUCGCCUCGGAAAAUUCUGCUUGUCCUUUGUCCAAAUGUGCAACUGUGUGAGCAGGUAGUUAGGAUGGCUGACAGACUCCGAGGAGACACUGGUGAAACCAUAGUUAGUGUGGCAGCCAUUUGUGGCAGACAGGGAUGGCCAACUCGAGAACCUGAUGUCAUUGUGACGACACCUGCUACUCUUCUGAAUUAUGUUGAUCGGGAUAGAUCUCGCCGCAUGGAAUUUAUGCGUGGUGUCAAAUAUGUGGUGUUUGAUGAAGCUGAUAUGCUUCUAUGUGGGAGCUUCCAGAAUAAAGUAAUCCGCUUGAUAAACUUGCUCCGCUAUGAUGAAAAACUCUCGUCAUCAAAAGGCACUGUAUCAGAGUUGCCAGUGGAACUUGAAUCAUCCUUGUCUUCACAUGAUGCUUCGGAAGGGGAAGAGGAACUUCCAACUGAAGCCAUCUCAGAAGAGGAUGUUGAUGAUGAUAGUGAGGAUAUCAUCAGUAUUGAUAAUGAAGCUGAAUCUGAUAAACGGAGAGACUGGAGAAGGGGGGCAAGGAAAAAUUAUGAGCGUAGUAAACAGUAUAUUUUUGUUGCAGCUACACUUCCAGAGAAUGGAAAGAAAACAGCUGGAGGAAUAUUGAAACAUAUGUUUCCUGGUGCUAAGUGGGUUAGUGGAAACUAUCUUCAUUGUCAUAAUCCAAGAUUGGAGCAAAGAUGGAUUGAAGUCACGGUUGAUACACAGGUGGGUGAACUCAUAAAGGCUGUGAAGCACGGUUUCACAGCCGAAUAUUUGGAUAAUGCUGGUGGCGUUCACAGAACAAUGGUGUUUGCCAACACUGUUGAGGCUGUUGAUGCUGUUGCAAAGAUAUUGCUACGGUCAGGGAUUGAGUGUUUACUUUAUCAUAAGAAUUGCACAUUAGAAGAGCGCGCACAGACCUUGGUUGAUUUCCAUGAGAAAGGUGGUGUUCUUGUAUGUACUGAUGCAGCUGCUCGUGGUGUAGACAUUCCAAAUGUCUUGCAUGUUAUUCAGGCAGACUUUGCUACCUCUGCUGUAGACUUCUUGCACAGGGUUGGUCGUACAGCUAGAGCUGGCCAAUUUGGACUUGUUACAAGCAUGUACACUGAAUCCAACAGGGAGCUUGUUAAUGCAGUUCGUCGGGCAGCAGACCUUGGUCAACCUGUGGAGACUGCAUUUAGCAGGAAAAGAAGCUUCCGUAACAAGCUCAAAAAGAGGGCGCGUGCCAACCAAGCUAGAGGUCCAGAAAUUAUUGAAGAGAGUUUUGUAGCCUGAGAAUACAAGCUUAUGUGACCCUAGCCCUGGGUAUCUGAACCAGAAAACACCUAAUGACAAUGUGAACAUCGCUAUGGGCCGUUGCUUUGAAGUGUACUAGCUGUUACACCUGCAUGCCUCAGAUUAUAUAGCACGGGUGGGUGCAGCAUGUAUUGAAUCCUACCGCUUCACGGGGAUGGUGAAAAAUAUGCUCAUUUAUGCGCCAAUCAAGCUUCUAGGGAAGUUGCUGAUAUUGGAAAAUACUUUUCAGGGCAAUUAGUUAUCUUGGUUCCUAUCAUUUUCACCUUGUAAAUUAUGAGACGAUUCUAUUAGUCACUUAUCAUUUUUGUUCUUCAUAAUUACUUGUGAUUGUGUUUCAUUAUUCUAUGCAGCAAGGCAAAUGCUAUUUUGCA
Lotus japonicus is the source of this 2225-nucleotide messenger RNA. RefSeq names its product DEAD-box ATP-dependent RNA helicase 22. The record is from RefSeq and is a predicted model, not a curated record. The coding region runs from base 76 to 1833 and encodes 585 amino acids. Gene Ontology annotation, molecular function: ATP binding; RNA binding; RNA helicase activity. The transcript has 8 exons. Gene Ontology annotation, cellular component: chloroplast. Lineage: Eukaryota; Viridiplantae; Streptophyta; Magnoliopsida; Fabales; Fabaceae.